AUUUAUUUAACUUUAAUAUCUCCUUCAGUAAGCAUCAAUUUAAAAUCUGCACUUAAACAGUUCUUGCAUCUCAGAGCAAAAUGUUUCGUAACUUUUUGAAUAUAUUGCUAUUUUAUAUCUUGAUUUUUCAAAUCGGUUACUGUUUAAGUGAUAAUACUGAACAAAAUGCUACGCUAAAAUGCGAAAAGCUAUUAAUUGCAAACCGCGUACCAAAAUUAUCGAGUUGUGUUGAAGCAGCAGGUAACAGCAGGAACAAUGGCGUAUACCAUAUUCAGUUACAAAAUCUCGAUAUCGAUGACUUGAAAGUGUUUUGUGUAGAAGACGUGGAUUUCGGAGGAUGGUUAGUUAUACAGCGGCGUCAAAAUGAUUCCGUAGAUUUUUAUAGAAAUUGGAUGGACUACAAGGAGGGAUUUGGCGACCUAACGGGAAACUAUUGGAUCGGUUUGGAGAAACUACAUGUGCUCACAAGCGACUGCGAACAGGAGUUAUAUGUUCAUAUGAGAAGACGUAAUGGCAAGGAAUACUAUGCAAAAUACAGGGAAUUUGUUAUUGCUGCAGAGUCAGAGAGCUACGCUUUGAAGAAAUUGGGAAAGUAUAGCGGCAAUGCUGGCGAUUCCUUCGGCGGACAUGUGGGAAUGAAAUUUUCAACUUAUGAUCGUGAUAAUGAUAUAUAUGAAGAAAACUGUGCAGAGAUAUAUAAAGGCGGUUGGUGGUUUUCAAAUUGCUAUCUCAGCCACCUAAAUGGACGCUAUGGCGACGAUAAUGCCGGUGUGAAUUGGAUUGAAAUAGAAAGAGAUGAAUCAUUAGCAUUUGCUCAAAUGAUGAUACGACCAACUCGAAAUUGUAUGAGAAAAUUGAUGUUGCGCAAUUUAAAUGCAGGUGCCUAAAAAUUUAUUGGAAUUGAACGGGUUGGAUGCUGUUGUUAAACAACAAUAUUCUUUUUUAUUAAUUUUCAAAUAUACUCAGAUGUGUCUCUAUAGCUUCCAAUUUGUACUCGCUUGUGUCACUGAAAAUGUGAAAUUGAACAUAUAACUUUAAGAUUCUAUCAUGAAAACGAUAUAUAAUUUAUAUUAACUGCUGUAUGUGAUAUCUUAAUAAAAAUAAUAAAAAUGUGUUUGCUUGUCAGCGAAAUCGA
Molecule: messenger RNA, 1135 nt
Organism: Zeugodacus cucurbitae (melon fly)
Lineage: Eukaryota; Metazoa; Arthropoda; Insecta; Diptera; Tephritidae
Product: fibrinogen-like protein A
Exons: 3
Coding region: 81-887 (268 amino acids)
Source: RefSeq, a predicted model, not a curated record